Lobosporangium transversale is the source of this 954-nucleotide messenger RNA. Its product is annotated as kinetochore Sim4 complex subunit Fta4. The record is from RefSeq and is a predicted model, not a curated record. Lineage: Eukaryota; Fungi; Mortierellomycota; Mortierellomycetes; Mortierellales; Mortierellaceae. Gene Ontology annotation, cellular component: Mis6-Sim4 complex. The transcript has 5 exons. The coding region runs from base 33 to 887 and encodes 284 amino acids.
UCUGUCUCUUUGUUCUGGUCAGGAAGAAAGACAUGUCAACUAGCCAGUCACAAACGUCCUUGGGCCAUGAUCGAUAUUAUCAUGACAAGAAGGCGUUUAUUGCAGCACAGAUUCGCCUGCUUGAAGCGCCUAUACAGCCGUCACCCGAUUGGAGACGACAGCGUGCACGCCUGGCAGCAGAGGAAGGAUCUCGAGCUACAAUCCCGGAAACCGUUAUCACCGCCGUUCUGACCAAACUCCACUCUACCAGCAAAAAGUAUUUACGAUUAACCUUUAACAAUCAAUCUAUACGACAGUUGCUGGAACAACUGGAAAGAAAUCAAUAUGAACUUCGUAAAAAGACGAGACAAGGUGGGAUAAUCAUAAGGACAAAAUCCACGCAGGAGCUGCUUAAUUCAGACUGGAUCGACAUGUUUCCAGAGACUUGGCAGCAGAAUAAUCAGGUGGAUAAUGAUCCGAUGUCCUCUCUUUCAUAUCACAACGCGUCAUCCUCCUCAACAAGGCCCUUGGUUGCCACAGUCAAUUCAUCUAAACUUCAAAAAUAUGCUGAUCUCAGGUCAAGGGUUGUGGCUCUACAAGCAAAGUACCAAAGUUUACUUGACAAGCAUGAGUACUACAAGACCCUACAAUCUGAGAUUCGGUGUCUGGAUACUGGUGAUAUGCAAAGAAACAUGUUAGCACCAAACUCACAAGCUGUUCAGGAAUUGACAAAGAUGAAGGAGCUGUUACCAAGGUUAAUCAGUAUUCUCGAAUCAAGGAGGAAUGUUCUUAUAGCAAAGCGGAAAGAACAGCCACUUGCGACGAAUAGAGAUAUCGAUGUCAUCAAGCGUCAACGGCUCCAACCUACAAAUCCCCUCGAUACUAUCAUGGAGUAUCUUCAGAAUUGAAAUAUCCCAAUUGUAUCACUCACUGCCAAUCAACUUUAAAUGGCACAAGUAAUAAUCCCAAUGCACA